Messenger RNA from Haliotis rufescens (red abalone), 5105 nucleotides. Its product is annotated as HEAT repeat-containing protein 4-like. Gene Ontology annotation, molecular function: deoxyhypusine monooxygenase activity. The record is from RefSeq and is a predicted model, not a curated record. Lineage: Eukaryota; Metazoa; Mollusca; Gastropoda; Lepetellida; Haliotidae. Gene Ontology annotation, biological process: peptidyl-hypusine biosynthetic process. The transcript has 16 exons. Bases 117 to 4514 code for a protein of 1465 amino acids.
GUCGUGACAACGAAGAAAACAAUAUGGCAGCCCCCUUGGAUUAUUUUGAAUGCGGGGGCUAAACAUUUGUCGAGAUGAUUUAACAUUAAAACAAUUACUUUGUUUUUGUUCAUCUGAUGAACUUUGAAGUUAAAAUUAUAAAAAGUAAAAGAAACAAAACUCCAAAAACUCCCAACAAAAUGUAUGCAAACAUGAAACCAGAGACCGUGAAGGUGCCCUCCCACUUUCCAUGUGCGGCUCGAGUCAAGAUGCCUCAGCUCGGAUCGGAGGACUCAGAGAUCAAAAUAAGGAGACAAGCCCCAAGAUCGACCCUGAUGCUGUACCAAUCUACGGACAUGUCGAAAAUGCCUGUACAGGAUUCCUACUUGAAACGAAUCAGCUCUGGGCUUGUCUUUGAGGAAGAUGUUGUGAAGGAUCGGUGUUUCCAUACACUGCCCUAUGAUUCCAAGUACUUCUGGGAAGUGCUGUCUUUAGAUGGCCUUGUUCCUUUGCCACCAAAAGCAAGGAUUCCAGUAGGUCGACACAACACACGAGGGCCGGAUGUGAGGCAUAUUCCGUGUGGAUUUACAAAAAUCACCAAAGGUCACCAGCUGAAGCCGCUGAAGAGGAAGAUCAUGGAGAAGGCGAUGCAGAUGCAUCAGGAUGCGCUGAUGGCAGGGAUGAUGGAGGAAACUAAACCCCAGGGGGAUGAGAUGGAGAAGCUAGAAGAUGAAGAUGUUUCACCUGAAGGUGCAGUGUUUAUGACCGAGGUCUCACAAGAGCAGCCAAAAGCCAAACCUCAGCUGAAAGAACCUUCUGAGAGAGCUGCAAAGAAGGUGACGUAUCGCCCACAAAAGGAUGAAGAUCCCAUAUCAGCUUCUGUCAGUCCGAGUAAGUUAACACAGAGUUCAACUGAAGCACAACUACCAUCAUUCGCAACCAGAAACGACUGGGAUGCCUAUCUGUUGUCCAUUUUGAGUCCUCUGACAGCGAAUUGGGUGGUCCAUGAGAGGAUGUCCCCUUCAGAUGAGCAGGAAAAUCUGAGUAAAGUGUUAUCGGAUUGGUAUGGUCAGCCUGACCACACAGACCUGGUGAGGGACGAUGUGAGCAUCACAGACAUGGAAUUGACACCCAAGAAAGACAAGAAGACAAAGAAGGUCAAGAAGGAGAAGCAGCUGACGUUCUUUGAAAAGAUUAAAGCUGAGGUCCCCAAGCGUGCAGUUGAUCCUUAUUCUGAUGACAACCAAGCGCCAUUCUACCGGCAACCUGCAGGUCUGCGACGCCAGCGGAAGACAGAGGAGAAGGAAGAAGCAGUGGCAGCUUUGGGCGCAAUCAACAGCACGGCACAUGGGAUCGCAGUCAAGUCGUACCAGCCGUCACCGCCGCCAACCCUCCGAGACUUCAUCAAUCCUGCAGUCGGAGACAAGAUGUUUGACACGGACAACAUGUACCAGCAGGAAUGGCUUACAGGUGCCCAGCAGGUGUACUGCCCAUCUGACCAGGGCAAGAUUGUGAUGGAGAAUGACAACAAGUACAAGAAACAGCUUCAGAAGGAGUACCCCCACUCUCCACGGUGCUGGUUCCCUGAGCCUGACACAGAGGUCAAGGUCACACAGGAUCCUGACAAGACCAAGGUCAAAAAAGGUCUCCGACGAUGGAAGGAGCUCCCAGAGCCUGUGGAUGACACAGCCGAGGUCCUGAACAUUGUUCCCCCAGGCUAUGACCCCGAGUUCCACCGAUCUCCCGACCCCACCACAAGGAAAAUCACCAAACUGAAUGCUUCCCUCAUGCAGAUCAUUGGAGAGUGGCGGUCAAAGUGGCACCUAAGUGGUCAGUUUGCGGACAGCAGUCCGAUGGACCUGAUCCGGGACAUGGCGGACAUUCAGCCCCACGUGAGACUGAAGGCUGUGUCCACGGUGGGGAAAGCGGCCGAGUAUAAGCCCCCAGAAGAGGCGGGCAUUCAACUUGAGUACCAGGACAGGCAGACAGUGACAUCCAGCCACCUGCCGGACGAGGUCUUCAUCGCACUCAACUACCUCCUGGACGACGAGCAUGACCGUGUACAGAAGGCAGCCGCCAUUACACUCUACUCUUUGAAUCAUCCCUCGGAGAAGGCUGAGGCCAUCCUGCGGGACACUCUACAGGGGGAGAAUGGUGUUGACCGCUGGGCAGCUGCUCAGUGUCUGGCCCACUUUGGUGUGUGUGACUCGGACGUGGUAGGGGAGAUAAUCAAGCAGCUCCUGGACACCGAGGACUCCAUCAAACACGAACGGGCCAUCAUGCUCCUGUCCAAGAUCAGCUACAACUCGACUCUGGUUCACUCCCUGGUGGCCGAACAGCUCAACAGCACCAGCUGGAGACACAAGGUGAUCGCCUGCAAGAUCCUCCCCACGCUUCACGGAACCAUCAACAGGGACAUCACCAACAAGCUGUCGGAGCUGAUGUGGAGUGACUGGCACAAUGACGUGCGGAAGGCAGCAGCUCAUUGUCUCGGGAAAACCCAACAUGGCCGGGACGUCCACGAUGAUCUGAAAGACCGGAUUGGCUCCACUAAUGAACGAGUCCGUCUUGAGGCUGUCAGUAGGAUUGGACAACUGGGGAUAAUGACAGCCAAACUCCUGCCAGUGUUUCUCAAGUGUUUUGAUGACCCCUACGUGUCGAUCCGUGUAGAGACGUGUAUCACAAGCGGAAACCUGGAAAUUACGGACUACCGCGUCCUGGAGAAGUUGGUGUACCUUGCCACCUAUGACCCCAUCUGGAAGGUCAAGGCCCUUGCCAUUCAAGCCCUGGGGUGUAUUGGCAGGAUCAACGAGGACAUCAAGGAGUGUCUGAUGUGGUCGUUGCGGUACGAGGAGCAGGAAGGGGUGAGGGCGGAGGCGUGUCACUCGCUGGUUACCCUGGGUCAGAGGGAUGAGGAGUUUGUGGAGGUGUUGCAGGACAGACUGCUGGUGGAGACGUCGCAGAUUGUCAGAGACGAGAUCGUUGAGGCGCUGCGUCGUAUGGGGGUCAGCACUACGGAGGACAUGGACAUGGUCACACAGAUCAAGGGAGAGGUCCGCAAACUGUGCAACCGUGACGUCAUCGCCUCCCACAUCAUGGUCAACGAGAUGGAUGACAACCGCAAGGAGAACCUCAAACGCAUGAUCUACGAGACAGACAAGGAACUUGAGCGCUACUUCAAACAUAGCAACUUCUUCCUCAACCUCAUCAGUAGGUCUGACUUUGACAGCAGGCUUCAGAUCAUGCGCAGUUCCGCAACUAAAGAGAGGCUUCAUAAGGAGCACCAAGCUAAGAAGGAGAGGGCUCUCAAGCGAAUCCAAUGCUUGAGCCGAUGGAGCACGCAGCAACCUACCACGACUGGAUCGAGAACAUCCUCGGCUGCUGUUAGUCGAGAAGGAACGAUGUUCACCCCCUCAGCAGAUAAAGAACUGGAGGCUCUAAUGUCCCCAGAAGAUACAAAGGAGGAUCUAAGUGAUGAAGCAGCCAGGACCAUUGAAUCGGUCACCACCAAGUCCAGAGUGGACACGGUCACAGCCACCUCCGUCUCCCGACCUGGCACAUCCGGGACUCAGACGGACAGUCAAAUUUCCGAGGUGGGAGAGGAGAGUGACCAAAGCAGACUGGUCAAGUCCAGGACAGAGGACAGCGAUGGGGAGUAUCUUAGUGGUGGGACUCCAGGCAGUGCCCAGGUGGAUGGUCUUUUGAGUAAGAGAGAUCAUGUGGAGAGUGUAUCAGAUCAUGAUGGUCCUGGAUCCGCUGGUUUGAAUGUUGCUGUUAAUUUGGCACUUUCUUCUGUUGAUAUCCGAGCAUCUCGACUCAGUUUUAUUGGUCCUUCCACCGAGAGGAAAGCUCAGCUGUCAAGCAGAGACGCUACCAACGAAAGGCAGAAGGUCACUGCGGGAGCUUUGAGUACAUAUAAGGGUUUGGAGUCAAGGUAUACUUGUUAUGAUGUAGAUCUGACGGCCAUUGAUAGUGGAUUGAAUACAGCAAUGGUGAAUGAGAAAGAAUCUGAACGAUCACAGAGCCAGCAAUAUGGAAAGGUCAUAGCAUCAAUUGUGAUUUCAUCCUCAGACAGUGAACCAGCAAUCACGGAAGUAUGUGCAGGGGAACAGGAGGUAAAGGAUGGGGCUCCCACUGCUGUUAAGGACAAGGAGCUUGACUCUGUAGAUGCUGCAGUGGUUAUAGUGGUGUCAGGGGCCUCCAGGACAGAUCUAGAUCCUGGAACUAAAGAUAAAGUUGCUGGAUCAUCAGAAGUAGAUUCAGAUCGCGUUGUUCGCAUAGAGGUGACAGGGCCAGAUGAGGGACAAGCUGUUGUGGGAGAGGUGAGAGCAGGGGACACAUCAGCUGCUGAUGCAGAACCAAUUGGUCAGGAUGCUACUGGUGAUGAUUCUGAGCAUAUUGAAGUUUCUCUUCCAGAUGGAUCUCCAACAGAAGGUUCUCAAGGAGCAGGACAUCUUGUGACAGGUUCUCCAACAGAUGCAUCAGUGGAGAUUGUGAUCACUUCCUCUUCCCCUCACGAUCAGACUGCUGAAUAAUAGACUCGUUGUUCACACUGUAGUAGUGCUGUGAUGCUAACCUCUACCCCUUCUGCUGUUAGGUGGCUGAUAACUGAUUGUGUUUUCUUGUGUAAAUAUUUGAAAGCAAAUAUUUAAGAAAUUUUAUUUUUAGAAUAUCUUAUUGUACCAACACUGUGUCAAUGAAUGUUCCUUAACACGGGUCAUGAAACGCCAGUGAAUUUGUGAAAUAAUUCAACUUUGUAUUUUAUGAAGAAAUAGGUCGAAAGAUUUAUCCAUUUUGCAUUAGGUAACAGCAUUAAAAUAUUAUAUAUGUAUUUUCUGUAAAUACAGAUGAGAAUAUAUAGAUUGUUUUCUGAGUAUUAUGUUUGCAAAGUAAAUAACUUAUGCUUGUUGCUCCUUUUUGUCAAUAUAUUUAAAGAGAAGCCUUCUGCCAAAAGAAAUUUGAUUCUGCUUUAGAAUACAGUUAAGCAUACUGUAUCAUCUUCCAGUGAUGUGCCCCGAGCCCUCCUCCCUUAGUGUACAGCUGUGUAUUACAAUAAAUUUUUUACCCUGUUGAUCUGUGAUAUUAUAAAUGUUGUCGUUUUUGUGAAUAUAGCAGUAUUGAACUAU